This is a messenger RNA of Marchantia polymorpha subsp. ruderalis, 3479 nucleotides long. The record is from the annotation of a GenBank genome assembly. Lineage: Eukaryota; Viridiplantae; Streptophyta; Marchantiopsida; Marchantiales; Marchantiaceae.
AGAGAUGGACCUCGGACGAGAAAAGCUGAAGAAUCUGAUGGACGAGGUGGCAAUCCAGCAUUUCCGAUCGGAGAGUGUCGUGGAAUACGGCAUAUGACAGAAAGGGAUGUGAUGUUGAUACACAUGUGAAAGGGCCGGAAGUAGAUCGAGUGGUUGGACUCUUGCUGUCUGCCCCCGAGUGUGAUUGCGCGUCCGAGUAUAUGCGGGCCUCGUCGCGGAGAAGAAGAUUAGGAGGACGAACACCGAAGAAGAAGUUGGACGAGUAGCAGUAGAGGGACGAGCAGGAGGAGGAGUUGCGAGUUGCGGUCACUGAAGAGGGACUGGAGUGGACGGGCGAAUGGGUUUUGAAGGACUGUAGACCUCUGGCUAGCUUUUCUGCCAAUGUGCGUCGAUUCGGUUGAGUGAGGUGUCCAGUAAUUGAAAAGGAAGCAUUGAGGGUGAGAAAUUAGUCCGAGAGGAUGUCGUGGAUCAGAUCUGCGUUCAACAAAGCUGCAGAAGUUGGAGGCAAAAAUUUAGGGCCAAAUCUGACCAAAACUGUGAAGACCUAUGCUGGAUCCGUGUAUCAGCAAGCAGGUCAUGCCGUGGCAGGUGGAGCCAAGAUUGUCCAGGACCGUCUGUCCGGACGGAAUCUGAAUAAUUUCAAACAUGCUGUGAGGAGACUCGAUGAAGUGGCUCUGAGCUCACGCGGUGAAGAGAGGAAGCAAGCUCUUUUAAGAUGGCUUGGAGCACUGAAGGAUAUUGACAAAGAGACCAAGUACCCCUCAAGACCUGGCAGUUUUGGUGGCUCUCACGAUGGAUCGUUUUCUCCAGGAAAUUCCAUGGACGGUAGUGAGCCAGGGCUUUCACCAAGGAGGGCAUCCAUGGUUUUGUUUUAUGAUUCUGAAACGAGUGGAGAGCCACUCAACUUCAGAGACGUGUUCCUUCGGAGUCACGCCUUGGAAAAUAUUGUUACCGCCAUGAUUCUCGAGGCGCCUGAAGAAGGGGAGGUUUCGAUGUUGUUAGAAAUCUUUGGGCUAUGUCUCAAUGGUGGUCAAGAGCUUCAUAAUGCUAUUAUCAGUAGCAUUCAAGACUUGUCCAAGGCCUCAUCCACCUACAUGGCUGAAGUACUGAUAAAAAAGGAGGAGUUGCUUCAAAUGGUUCGGGAUGCUGUUACUGGUUUGAAGCUCAAUCCCGAGGUGGAAAGGUUAGAUUCAGAAAUUGCGUCUCUGCAAAAUCAAAUUCUUGAGAAGGGAGGUGCUCUUGGAGUCAAUGAUGAAAGUGGCAUCAUGCAACCACCUAGACCUGGUCCGGAAACCAACACUACUGCGGAUAUUAUUCAAUUGCAAAUACGCCUACGGCUUUGCUUGCAAAAGAAGGCUUCGGCACUGCACCAAGGAGACAGUCCACAAGAACGUUCUCGGAAGGUGGAGAAGUUGAGGCAGCUCUCGGUUGCUCUCAACCAAACUUCCGAGGAGACUGAGAAGCAGAUUACCAAGAAUCGUCAGCAAAAACUAGAUGCCGUAAACUAUCGGGCAGCCAAAGCAUUGGAAGUGACCGAAGCUGAGAAGGUGGUGGCUGGUGAGGUUCGUGAAUUGGACAAGCGCAGGCAAGCUCUCGAGGCCGAACUGGCGGAAGUGAAGUCAGCCCUAGCAGCGGCUACUGUGCGACACAUCAAUAUUCAGGAAGAGAAAGAACAGUUUGAUGUAGCCAGCAGCAAUAUCGUGGCUCAUUUGUCGAUUCAGGAAGAAGAGCUGUCAAAGUCGAUCAGUGCAUGUAAAACUGAAGCAAGUGUAGCAAGUACCUGGGUAAACUUUCUGGAGGAUACCUGGGUAUUGCAGUCAGCCUCUAUGGAACAGAAGGUCAAGGAGACAGAAGUUUCAUGGGAGGAUUCCAAACAUCAGUUUCUUCAGAUUGCUGCCAUCAACUUGGCGUAUCGUCAGGAGGAGUUGGUUCUCUUCCUCAAGAGAUUGACCUUCUGUGCCGAAGAACUAGAGAUUCUGAGACAGAAGAAAUCGAAUGUGGCAGACCUUGGGAUGGAGGGAGUGAUUCCUGACAUCGUAAGAGCAAUCCGAAAAACUCAAGACAGCUACUUGGAGACUGAGAAUCAGGUGGAAAAAACUCUGAAGCUCAUUGGUCAAUUGGAAGAAGAAGUACAAGCAUAUCAAAAGGACGGAGAGAGUGAGAAGAGUGAAGCGGAGGUGAAGCUGAGGAGAGCGUUCGAAGCCGUAGCAAAGUUGGGCCAGGAGUACGAGGCACGACAGAGACCGGAGAUGGAAAUUGAAAAGAAAGCUAUCCAGCAAGGUCGAGCUAUGUUAGAGAAGGCGAGAGCACAGGUCAUCGAGACUGGAGCGCAUAUAAAAUCAGUUACUUCCAAGAGUAGCACACAAAAAGAAUCGAGUGCUCAAGCUUCCCCCAAGGAUGAAGUGACAAAAUCAAUCCCGGAGGUAAAGGAGGCAGUUCCGAACGAAAACACAGAUGAGGUGAAGGACGACAAGGACAACAAAGACUCCCUUGAGGUCGAAACAGAGGGAUGGGAGUUUGACGAACUUGAGGAAGACAUGAGCCCUAAGGAGAAAUAAACGCAAGAAAGGCCUGUGUUAAUAUAAGGAAUUCAUUUUGUAGACCAGAACCCUGUAAGAUGGAUUUGGUGAUGGUUCUGGUUGAGACAUGCUGUUGGUUCAACCAGCUUGUAAAAAGGAGAGAGUGGUGCAGACCUCGUUUUGUUGGAAAUAUGUGGGCAAAUGGAGGUGGGUGUCUAGUGAUCCAUACUAUUUCGUCAUUCCCACAACGUCGUGGGUGCGGGCAGGCCCUUUCGGGAGUCCUGGAGUUGCUGGUAGAUAGCCCAUUAGUUACCUGUAAUUACUCUUAUUGAUAUGUAGGUGUUCAUAGCCUUGUUCUUAAGGAUCUGCAUCAGUAGUUGAAAGUGGCUCAACUGUUCCCUUCCUUACCUGAUUAAAUUCCGUAGAGUGUGAGCAGUUGUGCUAUUACUUGAAAGUGUUCGUUGUUCUGGGACAUCGAUAGAACAUAAUUCAAGGUCGGAGCAGAGCACAUUGUUCUCGGUACCAUUAUGCCCCGUUAAAUAGAAUAUAGUACCGUUGAAGGUGUGUAUGUUGUUCAUCUUGUUUGUGGACCAGAACGAGUGAGACUCAAUCUUCAAAGACGAAGGUACAGAGAAAGAUUCCAACCCAUGCCUGAAGGAAGCGUUUCCUCUACUCAGUGGACCAGCUUUUGCGAUUUCGACUUAUUCCUGGAUCGGCCUUUCGUUCUCCAUAGUCCCUCGUCAUGAAGGCAUUCUUUUAUAAACAAGUUUUACUUAUUCCAAGAAGAUUGCUAUGAAGCCUUGAACGUUUAUUCGUUGAUUAGAUUCGUUUUGAAUAAACGGGCUCUCUGACUUCUUGUUGAAAAGUAGCUGUAUUACAACUUGACGUCUCUACUUCAGCCGCGAGGACUGGAGAGAAGAUGUCUGCUAUGAAUUGUACACAAAGAUGCUUUCUUUCUUU